Messenger RNA from Chara braunii, 4296 nucleotides. Lineage: Eukaryota; Viridiplantae; Streptophyta; Charophyceae; Charales; Characeae. The record is from the annotation of a GenBank genome assembly.
GGAGGAAGAGUGGUCGACGAUGUGUCUACAGAUUGUGCGGGAAAUCCAUUUGUGGGGGAAGUAGAGAAGCGAAGGAACAUUUCUUCAAAAGCAAGGAGUUUAGAUGCCCGUCGGGGACCCCUGCUGUGUAUUAUACCAUAUGGGCGAAGAACAUGGACAAGUGUCCGAAGGACUUUGUUGUCUCGAUUGAGGAGUUGAAGAGGCUCCCUCCUGGCGCUCCGGCAUUCCAGUGGCCGACACUUUUAUUCCCAGAGGACUCAGAGCCUCGCCGGUCGCUUGCUAGUGAGGCAGGGCCGUCUCGCGGUGCAGUUGGUGCACCGGUUCUGGCACCUGUGGCGGGAGGACCGUCGGCCGGUGCAGUCCCACCGCCGGUACUUGGAGGGAUCGCGGUGCCGUCGGCAGAGGCAACGAGACCGCCACCUGCGUCGUUCGAGGGUCACCGUGUCUCUCCGUCGGUUGGAUUGCAUCCUAUGUUCACGACUACUGCGGCCAGAGCAUUGGCUGCAGCAGGAGCUCCUCUUGCGGGUGAUCGAGGCACAGCUGCGGCAGCCACGGCUCGGUGGUCUCCACCUCGACCUCCACGUUCAGCUCCAUCUUUGGCAGCGGCUGACUUGCGGGCGCCACAGCGCACAGGCGCGGUACCUACGUCGCGGUGGUCUCCUCCUCGUCCUCCGCGUUCAGCUGCCCCUCAGUCGCACCCACCACUGCACCAGGAUGUGCAGGGGACUGCAGCUCACACGCAUCCACCAUCGACUCAGGCGGCAGAGGGCGAGGGUCCGCCCCCACCAAUUCCACUAUCUGAUUCUUCGCCCACGUCUGCUGCCGAGACUGCCCCCACAUUCGCUGGUGUGGUCGCAGGGGAUUUGGAUCCUAUGGAGCGGCGACGCAACAUUCCACUUCCACAGGCCGCCACACCGGCGAGUCCAGCUGGUUUGUUUGACAUGAGUGCCUCUGGUACGGUCGCACGAGGGAGGGGCACAUACAAGCAGCAGGCGGUCACCUCAUAUUCGAGGAGGACGAAAGCGUCAAACAUAUUUUGGAUUCCGUGUGUGGCACAUGUUAUGGACCUCAUCUUGGAGGACAUUGGGUCGAUUGGAUGGGUGGCAUCACGCAUUGCUCAGGCGCGACUCGUCACGAAGUUCUUCAAGCGCCAAAGUCACGCACGCGAGGCUUUGGAGAAGAAGACGAAGCUGAAGUUGUUGCUGCCCGCAGAGACUCGUUUCGGCACCAACGUCAUCAUGAUCAGGAGAUUGUUGGAUCUGCAGACCCAUCUCAUGCAGGUCGUUACCGAGGACCCAUGGCGCGACACUGUUUGGGCCACGCGGAAGGUCGGUCAGGAUGCCGCUGAGAUCACAGUAUGUGUGGGGUCUCCUCCAUGGUGGGAGGAUUUGAGGCGUUUGUGUAAUAUCAUGGACCCGGUCAUGGAGAUGCUGCAGAUGCUGGACAGUGACACACGGCAGAUCAGCAAGGUCCUGCGUCGGUUUGAGAUUAUGAUCGCAUCCUGUCUUACCGCGUGCGACUCCCUCACCGCGACAGAGCAGGAUGAGAUCCUUGAGGUUUUCGACAGGCGGCGCACCCUGUUCCGUACUCCAGUGCACAUAGCGGCCAUGAUGCUUGAUCCUGAGUUGGAGGUUGGACGGGCUGAGAAGCUCGUGCGGUGCCAUUGGAACCUCCGUUUUCUCGACCGUCCAUCUCUGACCGAGGAUGCUCCUCACGACACACCCGAUCAAUUCGGGAAGUGGGUUCACUAUUGGCAGCAUUUGGAGGACGAUUUGCCCACUGACCAGCCGCUUGUUGCGGGGAGUGGAGCAAGAUUGGCAGCCACACAGAAGGAGAUGCGUGUGGCGAGGGAGCGGAUGCGCAGUGUUUCUCGCAUGGGCACCGAGCGCCGCCUUGUCCAAUCGGACAAGAGACGACGUGGACGUGUUCGGGGUCGUGGCGGGYGUGGUGGGCGUGGGGGGCKUUSUSGUCGUGGACGAGGUGGGCRUGGGGGACGCGGACRUGGAUCAGCGGGCGGGAUAUGUCCUCGUAGUGCGCARCCUGGGCUGCGUGAUGAGGCGAUGGUCGACCUUAUUCGUUUCCCUCGACAGCAUUGGGACGAGGGUGAUUUUUUGUAUCACAGCUCCGAUAGCGACGACGAGGAUUUCUUCUUUACCGCCAUGCCGCGAGGCGGGGACGACGACGGCAGGCCGGACGACGACCGUCCGGAUGGUGACGAUAGUGAUGAUGGAGCGGGCGAUGGUCGGGACCCUCGAUCGUUGAGACGAGGUGGUGGCACUGGUGGGAGAGGUGUUGUUGCACCACGAGAUGCAGCACAUGAUGGCGGAGGAUUAGACGUCGUCGACAGUGGAGGCGGCUCAGGCGGGCCACAGGCCGAGGAUACCGGAGCAGCGCUCGAGCGUACACGUGCGGAUGUGGCUAUGGACGCCGAGCAGCAUGCGGGAGUGGACGUUGUCGACGGCGGAGGCAGCAGGGAUGGACAGGCCAGUCCCCCGCAUGGCUCGAGACCUCRCCUCGUACRAUUGCGGCAUGGGYCGAAGAGGACACAGUCGAUUGCCGAUCGUGUGCGGCACCGCCACGGGACCCUCCCCCCCACCGUUCGUCCACGAGCCGUUGAGUCUGAGCUUGUCCCCGUUUCCGAGGACUCCAUGAGUGAUGGGCCCGUCGAUGAGCGACACCCGUCACCUGCCGGCUCGGCGCGGGAGACACAUCCGAUUGCCGACGGGGCACAGGAGGACGCACAUCCAGUUCAUGGCGCAGAGCAGGACGCACAUCCACUUCCACACAGUCCAGUGCUCGGUGGUGGUAUGGACGCGGUUGAUGUGUGCAUGGAGGUGAUGGAGGCGAUGGACUUAGGAUGUCCCCCUGCGCCGAUGACGGACGUAGAUCAGCGCGCCGAAGCGGCGAGUGGAUUACCACGCACAGAUAUCUCAGGAGUGUCUACCAUGGAGGAUGGUGAGAUAACUCCAGUGGCGGGAGGCGUAGGAGACGGGAAUGUUCGCCUCUCUCACCCCACCGGCAGUCUUCCUCGAACUGCUGACCUGCUCUCCAUAGGUUCUGCACUCGAUGGGCUCCCCGACAUCCGCACCCUCGUCUCACCGUCAUUGCCGUACGUGCAGCCCCCUUGCCCUGAUGGUGGGAGCACCCGGGCCGCACGAGACGAGGAUGUCGGCCUCGCGUGCCCCGACGGUAGUCUUCCUCGCAUAGGCGACAUGGUGGGCAUGGGCACGCUCCCCGACAGCAUGUUUGGUGCUGACACGAUUAUUCCACCAUCGUUGCCGCUCAUGCCGUCCCCUGGCCUCCAGGGUGGGCCCGCCCGCGACGCAACAGACAGAGGGUUUGACGAGUUCGGUGGAGAUACGAUAUUGUCUGUCAUGGCCUCUGCAACCCCAUCCAUAUUCCGGGUGGGGAAACCCCACGAGGGCGCUCUAGGCUUGGCCGAGACCACGACACUCCAUGGAGGUCUGCCACAUACGAGGGACGGGCGUAGCUCCGCACAACGUAGCCUCGCUGACUCUUUGGACGGAGCGUCUUCUGACAGCGGCGCGCGAGAGGGUGCGCCAUUGGGUGGACUUGGAGGGGAUCCUUGUGUGGGAGCACCGUCGACGACCAGGGGUGGAGAGGGUCGAUCAGGGGCACCUCCAACCAGCGCGAGCCACGCAGAGCCUGGGAAGGACAUUACACCAGCUUCGUCGGCUGCCGGUCGCACUGGUGACAGACCUGCCACGCGCAUGGAUUCGGCUGCCGGUCGCACUGGUGACAGACCUGCCACGCGCAUGGAUUCUGCACCACAUGCGGCCGGGAGGGGCAGUAGGGAGGAGCGACAGGGAGGAGCUUAUGCGGGGGGGUCUGGCCCACCUGUGCCAAGGUUGGCAGCAUCGUCUUUUUACGACCGGGGGAGAGCAGCACCAGUCGAUGGCGGAACCGCGGCAGGGAGGAGUGCAUGCGGCAUGCCAAAUGUGCCCUUUGGAACACGUUCCAUCGGCGCUGUUGGCGGUCGUAACCAUGGUGCGAUGCGUGAGUAUGAGGACCAGCAUGGCAAACGGCUGGCCACGAAGACAUCAGAUGUUGCCUUCACCAGGGUGGUGAAGGCUAGUAUGUCGUGUGCAAAGAGUAAGGGCGGACACGAGAGGUCUUCACAACAUUCGAGUCGUCGUGGCACCGCACCCAGGGAGUCUGUGCAUGGUGACACUCAGGACGAGGAGGUUGCUGCAGCGCAUGGUGGUGUACCGUAGGAUGGACAGGCAGGUGAUGGAGGCCGUUCACGCAGAUUGUCACGCGUGCAUGACAGCUCCG